AUGCUUCCCAUCCUCGCGCUUUUGGUCUCGGCUGUUGCCGUCACCGCCCGCCCUGCCGCCGGUAACAACAUCCUCACUCGUGCUCUUGCCCUUGAGGCUCGCCAGGGCCUCUCGUCGCUCCUUCCCGAGGCGUGCAGCACCGAGUGCACCACCCUCAACACCGCCUACGCCGGCUGCCACACGGGCGACAUGGCGACGUGCACCACCAUGUGCGAGACCUCCGCUUGGGCGGACGUCGAGAGCUGCGUCGACUGCGCUGUCGCCGCGGGCAACUUCACCGCGGAGUAUGGAACCACCGUCCUCACCCAGCUGCAGGGUGUGUGCGGAACGUCGUCGUCUGACAACUCGACCGAGUCGUCCAACUCCACCGACUCUGCUUCCGCUUCCGCCUCGGGCACUGGUGCCGCGGAAUCGACCUCUGUUGUCAGUGGCGCCAGCUCCAGCGCUUCGGGCUCCGCUGGCGCCACGGCCACCUCGUCGUCCUCGCACGGCAGCCACAACAGCGCCUCCGGCUCGUCCACGGAUGCCGCUGCCUCGGGAUCGCGCACUGGCGGUUCAUCUGCUACCAGCUCGGCUGCUGCUGCUGCCUCGUCGUCGGCCGCCACGUCCGGCGCGAUGGCCCAGUUCUCCGCCACUCCCAUCCUCGGCGCUCUCGCUGGCGUCGUUGCUGGUGUCGCGCUCCUCGUCUAA
Apiotrichum porosum is the source of this 690-nucleotide messenger RNA. RefSeq lists its product as uncharacterized. Bases 1 to 690 code for a protein of 229 amino acids. NCBI's taxonomy places the organism in Eukaryota, Fungi, Basidiomycota, Tremellomycetes, Trichosporonales, Trichosporonaceae. The transcript has 5 exons. The record is from RefSeq and is a predicted model, not a curated record.